UGUCUUUUUGUUGCAGUGAAGCUGCUGGCUGGCUGCAGAGGACUUGACUCAAGACUUUGGUCGUGAGAGCUUUAUAUCGUAUUGUCUGUUUUGACACUGAACAACUGUGAUCACCACUGACCUGAACAUCGUGAGUGUGCUGACCAGUGGAUUAGCAUUUUGUGGUGGUCCAAACCCCACCUGUCACGGUGGUGAACAUGAAGGAAGAAUCUCCGUUCAUGAAUCUCUUGGAUGGAGAUUUUUCAUCACCAUCCAGAAAAACUGGUUCCAGGCUGUCCAUCUCCACCAUUGUAGAUGCUAUGUGUUGCUUAGGCCCCAUGGCCGAAGAAACCCUGGGACUCAUAGAAAAAAAUAGGCUUAAUGAUGCCCCGACAAAAAUCAAUGUGAUCAGCGGGAGAAAACGUGGUAACAUCCUAGGAGAAAUAUGGCAUGUCCCAAAGACCCACUCUCCCAAGAAUCCUACAGGUCCUCCCACUGCCCGUUCUACCCUAAGGAGGGCAAGGAGUGAACCCGCCAUGCCCACAUUCGUGGCAUCUGAAGACACCAAAGGGCAGGAGAUAAAUAAAGUGGCAGAAAGCAAGAGCUCCUCUAGGUCCAGCUCUCCAGAUUUGUACAAGCUGCUGGACAUGAGCUGGCCUUGGAAUUCUGCCCCACGGUUUUCUCCUGUGUCUGCCUACAUCAAGAAUAAAACAACAGAGGUCACAGACAGCACUGCCUCAUCUGAUGACAGUGACACAUCUGAGGAUUACCUCUCCUGCCUGACAGACACCAGUGCUUAUGAUGCUGACAAGGCGGAGACCGAGGAGACGAGCAGUGACACCAUGCUCAGUGUCAUAUCCCUCAAUGGGCUGUGGUUCCAGGAAGACACCUGUGGCACAGGGAUGCCAGGAUCACAUCAAGAUGCUAAUGAGGCUGAGAGUGAGGAGACGGGCAGUGACACCAUGCUCAGCAUCACACUCCUCGAAGGGCUCUGGUUCAGGGCAGACAGCAGCACAGGGAGGCCAGGACCACAGCAGGGUGCUGAGGUCCCUGCUAGCAUCAGCACAUCUGGAGUCCUGAAGAAAACUGAUGCACAAUGCAGUGAGAGAGCACAUGAUACAAUCGACAUCCUGGAUGCUCCCCAGAGUGAGAACACUGGAUAUGAAAAUGACAACGAAAUACAAGUUGAAGAGUCACCACCAAUAUCUAGUAAGGACCAGUCCCAGGAGGUAGCCACGGCCUCCAAGAAGAAACACAGAAGGGGCUGGAGAAGGGUGAGGAGGCAAAUUCAUCAUCUGUUUUCCAGCUUAUUCUGUUGCCUCCUCACCCCAAAGACAGAAGAUACAGUCCCCAGGUCUGAAGAACAGGCCUGGGCCCAUGGUUCUUAAGCCAUGGGACUCAGUUCGGCCUGGUGUGGCCUACCAGCCACAGGAGGGAGCCAGGCCAGAACCUGACAGAGCUGUGAACCCCACAUAUGGUGUUCCCUACCAGAUACCUCCAGCAAUCUGGACACAAGCUCUCUACCCUCCUCCUUUCCCUGCAGUGGGAGCUGUUAGCCCCUACAACUCAUUCUCACAGCUGUCCCAGAACUAUUGCAGGACAGAGAAGUCAGCCACAUGGCCACCUUGUUUUAAAGAGUCAACGGUCCAGCUUCUGCAAUCAUGUUAUUCAACUUCGUGUUCCACAUGACUUGA
Mesocricetus auratus (golden hamster) is the source of this 1673-nucleotide messenger RNA. RefSeq names its product papilin-like. The transcript has 3 exons. The record is from RefSeq and is a predicted model, not a curated record. Bases 198 to 1367 code for a protein of 389 amino acids. Lineage: Eukaryota; Metazoa; Chordata; Mammalia; Rodentia; Cricetidae.